GACGGGAUGUGAGAACAAGGGAGCGUCUUAUGCUACAGCCAGCUAAAGUAUUACACACAUUUCGUAAGCAAGGAGUCCAGCCAAGCCUGUCACCACACUUUAUAAACCUGACCUCAGGCAGUCCCCGCUGAGAUGGGUCUGUGGGACCUGCUCUCAGAGCUGCUGAAGGGAAUCUCUUCAAGAUCCUACUAAGGGUCCUUCAAAGAGACAUGGCACAAACUGGACUUACGAUUUUUCUACUCAUCAGCUUACUACUGCUGGAUCAGACCAUCAGCCAGGCUUCCAAACUCAAAGCCAGGAAGCACAGCAAACGUAGAGUGAAAGAAAAAGAUGACCUGAAGACCCAGAUUGACAAACUGUGGCGAGAAGUAAAUGCUCUGAAGGAAAUACAAGCACUCCAGACAGUGUGCCUUCGUGGGACCAAGGCCCAUAAGAAGUGCUACCUCAUGUCAGAAGGCACCAAACAUUUCCAUGAAGCCAAUGAAGACUGCAUAGCCAAGGGUGGGACACUGGCUAUCCCGAGGAAUAACGAUGAAACGAACAUUCUUCGAGAUUACAGCAAGCAAAGCGCGCCCCAAGUGUCCGAGUUCUGGCUGGGUGUCACUGACAUGGUCAAUGAAGGGAGGUUUGUUGAUGUCAAUGGCAUGGCUCUGCAGUACUUCAACUGGGACCGUGCCCAGCCCAACGGGGGCAAGCAUGAAAACUGUGUCUUUUUGUCUCAGUCAUCCCAAGGCAAGUGGGUGGAUGAAGUUUGCCGCACUGCCAAGAGAUACAUUUGUGAAUUCCUGAUCCCAUAAUUACAUACACAAAAGACCACGGCCAUGUUUUGGGUUAUCAACACAGAGUUUUGCUUAGUAACCCCUCCCACACAGAGUGGCGAGUUAACAGUAUCCCUCUCCUGCAUUGAACUCACUCUUUACUAAAACACAAGUUUUCUCUGUUAAUUUAUUUUCUAUUCAGAUGCUAAAAAUGUUUAGUGAGUACUCUCAUCAUGUACAGGGAUAUAUAUUAUGUUUUGGCCUACAUUAUAUCAUAUUUUGGCGUAUUAUUUCAGCCUGAUGUCUGAGUGGCUGGAUUUCACCUUUUAUUUCUGUACUUUAAUUACAAAAUACUGCUGCAUGGUAACCCUUUCCAAUAUGAGCUGUAGGGAUCCUCUCAGUUCUAAAGUUUAAGAGGAACUUUGGGACUAUGUGAGCUCCUGUGAAAACAGCAAUCAUCCUUUAUAGAGUUUAAUUGGAUGGAUCUGUGGCCAAGAGUUUUACCUAUGGGUUAAGAGUGCUGAAUGAAACAAAAAUCUGAUCUUAAUUAUUUAAAUACAUGCAGUCCACAGUGAUACACUGCUGGAAAAAAGGGGGGUAGCUGGUUUAAAACAUCAGUUAGUCUAGACAUGUUUGCCUCUAAAUGUCUCAAUUAUGAUUAAAUAUUAGAUGUCAUUUGGAACAUUCCCAUAGAAUAAAGCAAGCUGGGACUAGAUCACACUCUGCUGUGUGAAGCCUUGCUAAGCCUUGUCUCCUGCAGGCUCAGACACACUGCCAUUUACAGCCGCUGCCUGAAAGCCCUGCGAGGGAGACAGGAGCCCCUUUCUGGCACAGCAUUCCCACUCACUCACCUCUCCCAUGGGAAGGGCAGCACACCCCAGUGGAACAGAAAAGUGGGGCCAGACUACCAUGUGCAAAUGUUCCCAAUUUAACACCUGACAUUUGAAAAUGAAGUAAAACACACUGGCUGCUUUUGGCUGGUCUGAAUCUCCCAACAGAGAUGUCCCUUCACAUCAUAAAUAGCUGUUUCUCUCAUUUCAUUUAAAUAUUUAAAUAUAUUGCUGCUUGGAGGAUAAUUCCUAUUCCUUAUCUAUUAAAUGUGCGAGAUUUUCUUAAAUUAUGCAAUAAAUUCGCAAUUACCGGUAUUUAAUUGUUGUAGUAUUUUUGCCAGCUUAUGCAUCCCUGUGAAGGCCAUUUUUUCCUAGGACUUUCCUUGAGGAUUCAAAAAGGGCACCUUUUUUCUACUAUUGUACUUAGAGGCCACAGGAUAAAAUUUGGAUCUCUGCUGUGUAAUACAGCCCAAAAGCUGCAUAACAUCUAACUACUCAAGGCAUCUGUAAUGUGUUGUAUUUAAAUUCAUUUUCCAACACUUAAUGUACUUGUAAAAUUCUGAAUUCUCUCAUUUACUCCUGAGUUGAAAUAGAGCAGCAAAAAGGCCCCAAAUAUAUCCAACUUUCUUUCAAAAUCUUGAAAAAACUUGCUAAGGUUGGGGUAAAAAUUUUUGUUACUUUAUUUGUACAUGAUUAAAAGUCUGUAUGGCUUCUUAACCUCUGACUUGUCUGAAAUAAGUCAGUAUCUCAGCAUAUCCCUACAGCUACAGUCAAACUGAAAAUCCACCACAAAUUCCAGAACUUGUUUAACUGGCACAGGACUAUGUAUUCAUAGGCUGUUUUGCUGGGGUACCUAUUAUAAAGAACAUGAGCCACUUCAUGCGGUUUCCCCACCAGGUGUAAACUUAUCACAUAAAAUCUCGUUUUUUAAAAAACACUUUCUGGGUGAUCCUGUAAGAAAGCAUUUAUCAUCUUGAGACUGGCAAUAAGAACAACCCUGAUAGUGGAUGGUUCUUGUGGAGAAUCCAGCUGAGUUCUCGGGAUCAGCCCAGAUUACAUUGCGGAAUCCUGGAAUGAACAUGGAACUCCUGAGAUCAGAGACUGUUAAAUAACAAAGAAAACAUCUUCAGCUUUCUUUUUCAUGGAAUAGGGAUUCCAGCAUCAAAAUGUUUGUGCCAAGAAAAGCAAUUUAAAAGUGAGUAAUGAGGGCACAUUGUUAACCAUUACUCCUAAAAGCUCUAUUUUUCAUUUUUAAAGGCUGCACAAGUACAGACUAUUUUUGGAAGUAACUCUCCCUUCGGUCCCUCUUCAAACCCACAGAAUAUAUAUAUUCUCCUUCGGUAAGGAAAGGUCAACACCUUAAAUCAAACAUCUUGUGCAGUCAAAGCAAAACUUUCAAGGGAACUCAUGACCAGGUUUUAAGGAGUACAUUCAGACCCAAGACCCAAGGUCCAACAGCGUUCAACACUCAGUAAUUGAGCCCUUUUGAAAAUCCAGCUACUUGGUGCCAACAUGAUAUUCUAGCCAUUGGAAAUCUUUUUCUCUGUGUUUUCCAGGUCGUUAUGUAUCAAUUGAAAUGAAAUCCAAUGUAGCCAUUAAUUUGCACUUCCAUAAAUGCUUUUUUUUUCCUUAUUAGAUAGUCUUAAAAUUAAGUUAGUAGAUUAGACAACUGUGACUGCUUUUUUUGUUGCUGAAUUACAGGAUCAGUAGGUAUCAGGAAUGUAAACGAAUGCAAUGGUAGCCUCUUACUGAAUUCAAACUGAUUUUCAGGCAGAACAAGAAGUAGCUGGAGGUCCGUGAAAUACUGACUUGUCUGUAAUAUGCAUGGGGGAAGAAUUCCCACAGUCUUACCAAGGAAAUAAAGUUAUGACUGCAAACCA
Messenger RNA from Corvus hawaiiensis (hawaiian crow), 3468 nucleotides. It is a transcript of the gene CLEC3A, whose product is annotated as C-type lectin domain family 3 member A. NCBI's taxonomy places the organism in Eukaryota, Metazoa, Chordata, Aves, Passeriformes, Corvidae. The record is from RefSeq and is a predicted model, not a curated record. Bases 210 to 797 code for a protein of 195 amino acids. The transcript has 3 exons.